AUGGGUCUUUCAUAUCGAAUUGCGCUUGCCGGUGCCACCGGGAAUCUCGGCACUCCAAUGCUCGAAGCCCUGCUCGGCGCUGGAUACCUGGUCACCGUUCUCUCGCGCAUUGGCGGCAAUUCGUCGAGAUUGAAACCGCAUCCCAAUAUCACCAGCAAAGAAGUUGACUUUACCUCCGUAGAGUCGUUGACGACGGCGCUGUCUGGAGUGCAAGUCGUGGUCUCUUGUCUCGCCACGUUGGCAAUCGGCAGCCAAAACCCUCUCAUCGAUGCAUCUGUCGCCGCCAAAGUGAAGCGAUUCAUCCCCGCGGAAUUUGGGAUGGAUUCGAAGAAUGCUUUGAGCAUGGAGCUCCCGGUUUGUGCGCCAAAGGUUGCGACGCAGAACUACCUCCUGGAGAAGUCCGUGUCGAAUCCCGGAUUUACGUACACAGGUAUCGCCAAUGGCUUGUUUCUGGACUGGUGCAUCGCGGCCGGGAUAAUUGUGAACCCGAAAAAUCGCUCCGCGACUCUGUACAAUGGCGGGGAUGUCCCUUUUACCGCGACAACUCUGCGGGAUGUGGCCAAGGCCGUGCUCGGUGUCAUUUCUCACCAAGAAGACACUGUUAACCGCAUUGUCUACGUCCAAUCUGCACUAGUGACCCAGAGGAAACUUAUCCAGUACGCCCAAGAAGCCGAUGGAAAGGAAUGGGAUGUUGUGGUUAAAAGCACGGAGGAGGUUAAGCAAGAGAGCUUCCGUGAGCUUGCCAAAGGCUCUGAAGGCGAUAUUGAUGCCGCCAUGUUGGGCUUCUGCAUACUUGCUUCCUGGACCCCUGAGUACGGCUGUGACUUUUCCAGUCAUCUUGACAACGAGCUCUUGGGAGUGAAGGAAAUGAGUGAGACUGAGCUGAGCACUUUGAUUGGCAGCUAUCUGUGA
This is a messenger RNA of Penicillium alfredii, 912 nucleotides long. RefSeq names its product aromatic alcohol reductase. Lineage: Eukaryota; Fungi; Ascomycota; Eurotiomycetes; Eurotiales; Aspergillaceae. The coding region runs from base 1 to 912 and encodes 303 amino acids. Gene Ontology annotation, molecular function: oxidoreductase activity. The transcript has a single exon. The record is from RefSeq and is a predicted model, not a curated record.